UUACACUUGUGCUGGCCUUCCAGGAAGCCACAGGGCAGGGGGAGACUGUGCAGAGCAGCCGUAGGAGUGAGGAUCAGGCAGGCCCAGCGUGUGGGCCAGCCCAUGACAUACAUAGAACCGUAAAGCAGGCUGGAGAUGGUGCGUCCGGGCGCGCACAUGUGUAUAGACCCGCAGGCGUGUCUAUACGCCGGGUGGGCACCUGUCGUGUGAGUGGCUCUGGGCGCGGCUGCUUCUCGGACCUCCAGUCUCUGUAAGAUUUAUUCUUAGGGGCCUACCCUCCCCUUUCUCCAGAGGGGAACGUAAGAAGUUUAACGGAGCUGAGACUGAGCAGAUUAAGGGAGUGGAGCAGACGCUGGGCCCGAGAGGGUGGGGACUGCGGGUGCUGGAGGGUAGACCUAUUUGUCCCGUCUCUCAGCCAGAAGGCGUUUUGCAAAGACUGGCAUGACAAAGGUGGCCCUGAAAUGCCCACAGAGCCCAAGCGGUGAUGAGCACUGAGUGAGUGGCCGUGGACUGAGCUUGGUCAAUUUAUUGCCUGGAGGGAUGCUAGCAGUUAGGAAGGUAAGGAGGAAACUCAGGAUGGGGACCAUCUGCUCCCCGAACCCGAGCGGGACAAAGGCAUCAUCGGAGGUCUGCAAUGCCGACUGGAUGGCCUCGCUCCCCCCUCACCUCCACAACGUCCCCCUUUCCAAUCUGGCAAUCCCAGGCUCUCAUGAUUCAUUCAGCUACUGGGUAGAUGAAAAGUCCCCAGUGGGGCCUGACCAAGCUCCAGCUAUCAAACGCCUUGCCAGGAUCUCCUUGGUGAAGAAGCUAAUGAAGAAAUGGUCUGUAACUCAGAACCUGACAUUCCGCGAGCAGUUAGAAGCUGGGAUCCGCUACUUUGACCUGCGUGUGUCUUCUAAGCCAGGGGAUGCGGACCAGGAGAUCUACUUCAUCCAUGGGCUUUUUGGCAUCAAGGUUGGGGAUGGGCUGAUGGAGAUUGACUCAUUUCUUACACAGCACCCUCAAGAGAUUGUCUUCCUGGAUUUCAACCACUUCUACGCCAUGGAGGAUGCCCAUCACAAAUGCCUAGUUCUCCGCAUCCAGGAGGCCUUUGGAAACAAGCUGUGUCCAGCCUGCACUGUGGAAAGUAUGACGCUGCAAAGCCUGUGGGGGAAGAAGUACCAGGUUCUUAUUUUUUACCACUGUCCCUUCUACAAGCAAUACCCCUUCCUGUGGCCAGGAAAGAAGAUUCCAGCUCCCUGGGCAAAUACCACAAGUGUGCGCAAACUCAUCCUCUUCCUGGAGACCACUCUGAGUGAGAGAGCCCCACACGGCGCCUUCCAUGUCUCCCAAGCAAUUCUCACCCCGAGAGUAAAGACCAUCGCCCGAGGCCUGGUUGGUGGUCUCAAGAACACAUUGGUUUGUAGGAAUCUUCCUGCCAUCCUGGAAUGGGUGAAAACUCAGAAGCCUGGAACCAUGGGUGUCAACAUCAUCACAUCUGACUUCGUGGACCUGGUGGACUUUGCCACAACCGUCAUCGAGCUGAAUGACCUUCUACAGGAGGACAGAGCUUUGGCUAAAUGCUGAUUUAAUUUUUAAUUUUACUCAAUGUUGAAUUUGUUGACCAGGAUUGAGUUCUUAAGGGUUUCCUGUUAGGAUGGCCCCUGGGCAGUUCUGGUGAAAUGAGUAAGAGGAGGAGAGCUUAUUUUAUUCCUUCCUCAUAGGGCCAUUUGGAUAAAAUUAUAGGGCUUUUAGUUGCAUUUUUCCCAAACGAGACUUCUAAGAAACUUAAGUCCAAGGGAAGAAAGCGUGUUUCAUGUGAGCAAAGUCAGGAUCUCUGCAAUGGCUUAUGGUGAUGUAUGGAAUAUGGAAAGACAGUCUCCAGGUUCCACUGGGGUAUUAAGUGCCCCUCCAAUUGGCCCAGUUCUCUAUUGUCUUCCAGGGUGUUGAGUUUGAGCCAGUGAGAAGGCUAAACCAGGAAGCCAUUUCUGGUCAAAAGUAUGGCUCAUUGCAGGUGUGGACUGACCAGUAGGGUGACUCUAACACCAACCUGAGGCUCUGAACAGGAAAGUGGCCAGGCACCAGUUCUCUCCAGGACUGGUGAAUGUUACAACUUAUUAAUUUAACCUGAGUAGGUAAGACCUAUUUCUCACUACGGUGUUUUAGCCACAAGCUGUUGUUGUGUAGCUUGUGCUAGUAGCUGGUCAUCUUCAUUCUCCAGAUAAAAAGUGUAUACUGCCCUCGGUAUCAGAACUAUGUUUCCCAGUUUUACAACAUUGAUUCCUUUCUAUUUCUUUUGGCUCCUUAAAAGUGAAAGGAACAAUGAUGGGAGAUCUUUUCAGUGUGGGGCCCAACACAGAUAGACUUACAUGCAUGUUUGUUGCAUGCCUUAUUUCUUUGAUUUAAUUCUGUGGCUUUUCCAAAAAUGGCUGUCAGGUAAGCACCUGCAUCAUUUUGGCAAGUCUUCUUUGGACUGAGAUCUUCCAGCCAGGUCUUGGAACUGCAUUUUACUGUUGUCUGCCUAAGACUCAGGUCUGCACUGUGGGACACAACCCUAGUAGAAGGCACCUUGUCCAUGAUACCAUGGAGGUAGCCACAGGAUGCAUGGGAAAGUGCAAUGACAUUCAAGGAGGAAGCUCCAUGUGGGUUUGGAGCCAUUCUGUAACUCCUUGAAAACAAGACUACCUCGGGGACAUUUGGGAUGACUUACAUGUCAUCGAGUGAAAAAUACCCAGUGUGGGAACAUCUCCAGUUUAUGUCUUGAUUGUUCUACUUUCUGUAGGUUGUUUUGAGCCUAUUAAUCACCUCCAUGAAGGCUCUGAAACUCAAGGGGGGGGGUUGUUAUUAUUAUUAUUGAUAAGAGGUGCUUAUCUAUAAAGAGCCCUCUUGGGUUUUUAUUUAUUUAUUUAUUCAUUCAUCUAUUCAUUUAUAGAGUGAGUCUCUGCAGUGCACUGCAGUAAGUAUCCUCAAGAGCACUCACACAGGAGCUUACUGGACUCUUCUCGCCAGUACAGAUGCUGCUACGGUCUUCCUCCCCUCACCAGGACCGUGCAUCUCAGGGCUCUCAGUGACCUUUGACUGCUGUAGGUGUCCUGGCUCCCCUAGCCCUUUCAGGGACAGUGUACACAUGUGGACGUGGGACAGAUCUGAGAAGCCCUGCCACCCCACUCACGAGGACAGAAUGGCUCAUAAAGAAUUCUCAGUUCUUGAGGUAGAUCAUCCAACAAAGUGCUGAAAUUAAGAAACAGAAGAAAACCGGGUAUCGUGUGUUCUUCCAUGUUCCUUGGCACUAUCUGAGAAUGCCUAAGUGUCAGGUUCUGGCAUCUUAAGGAGAAAAUGCAAAUAUGGAAUCUCAAAUAGAUAUGUGUAUGUACAAAGGUCAUUGGACCCUCCUCCCAGGAAUUCUCGUUUAUCUCCUUAGAUGCUCAUAAAUGGAUUUCGCAUGUUGCCUGCAAUGGGGGGAGCAGCGGCAGAUCCGAUCCUGGAUGAGCCUCUAAAAGCACACGCACACCCCCUACUCCUGGUCUUCCAGCCUUUACUUUCUGUAACUUCAGUUCUGACUUUUAGCCUCCACGGUCUGAGGAGAUCUCUGGGAAAAUAUGGUUUAAAUGUCCUUUUUCUUGCAUUUGAAUACUUCCUCAAAGUGGUUUUUGGGGUGAUAUUGUUGAAUUGCAAAGAGCCUUCUCUGGAUCGGACUGAGAAAGUUAAGUGUCCACUUUCCUAAUUUUCCUUCAAUUCUUACAUCACGCCCUAGUGAUAGGUUCUGAAAUCCCUUGCCUGUACCCUCAGGGUUUUAUUUUUGUGUUAUUGUUUCAUUUUGGUUUUGUUUUUAAUGCUUAGUCAAUUGCUAAGGAUCAGCCCAUUUCCCAUUUUAACUCUGUAUUACUUGGCAAAGAGAUAAGGAGGCAAGAGGAGAAUCAUUCUGCUCUGUUUUAUUUGAGCCUCAGCUUUGUCCAGGUGCUUGGUGCUACGAGGCCAGGUGUGUUGUCAGGUAUCUACACAGGAUGCCAGUGACACCCAAGGGCUGCUGACUGUUCAGUGAAAUGUUUACUAGACUUUCUCCUUUAAUUUUUCAAUAUGUAGUUGCACUCCACUUGAGUUGUAACAUUUAAGUGCACUGCAGGUUUUGCAUGAUAGAAGUGGUGGAGCAUGACACAGAAACACAGAAAACUCUCCGAAGGCUGCAUGCAUGGAGUCCUGCUCUGUGUGGCGGGUGCAGGCACUCUGUCCUUCGUGUUGCUUUGAAUUCGCCAGUUUUGCUUGCAUUUGAAAGUCUGCCCAGGAAUUCUAGAUGAUAGGAGGAGGAUUGUUAACCGUUAUCCCUUGAUAAACACCCUUGAAUUGAAAGACUCUGUGCCGCCCAAAAACGUUGCUUAACCUAUUUUAUAGGGUUUGUGCAUUGUGCUCCUUGAUGAAGUGGCCAGGCAGAACUCAAACACAUGGGUCAGAGAGGAAACAGACUUCAGGUCAGGGACUUGUUCUGUGACCACCAACCAUAAAUGUGGUGUCCCAACCGUAUCGCUUAUUCUCACAAAUUCUGGGGACCUUUCAAAUCAGAUAUGCUCAGAAUUCAGUUCAUGAUCAGCUAAAAAGCUACUUGACCGAGCCAAAGAAGAUUUUGGUUUCACAGAAUUUGAGGUCAUCUUUAUUCCCCCCCCAGAACUGAAUUCUUCAUAAGCUCCUUGGACCAUUUCCCACAGGACCCUAUUUCCAGGGUUUAUGGCAAAGGGACUGUCACAAGUCUCGGGUUAUAACAGUGUUUAAAAACUUGAACUUUGAGCCACAUGGCAUCAUGGAAAAUAAGUAUAUUCUUCGGACUGGAGAGAUGGACUUGGUAGAAAGGAACGAUAAGUUAUCAAGAAUUCAAUUUUGAAUUAAUGGCAGAUCUAAGAGGGUCAUGCCAUUUUUUUUCCAUUUGAUGAUGUAUUAGACAUGAUAGUAAUUUAGUCAUUUUCCUUCGUGCUGAAUCCAGACCUUGGAAUUCUUGAGAAGAGUUAAGCCACAGCCUAAGCCCAGGAUUUUAUAUUAACUCAGAGAAAAGCACAAGAUCUGAUCCCAGGUAAUGAUAGGUCUUAAGAAUCCUAGUUCUUCAUUCAUGACCUCAUACUCAUACAAAAAUGUUUCUGUUUCUGUUCAGAAAGACAAUGUAGUGGAGCAUUCUGGAAUUAAGUGCAGUUUUAUGGUGUACUGGGAUUUUCAGUCUCUGGUUUUCUGAAUCCUACUAUUAGAACAUGCUCCUGAAAAAGACAUUAUUACCUUCCAGCUAGAAGACUUAGCAUAGAACUAGAUGAGGAGACACAGAAGAAAUUCAAACUGAAAUGAAGCUACUUCUUUUUCCUGGGAAGCGAAUAGACUACACAAAGCCAUCAUGCCAUCCUACAGAUUUAGUUUUUGGCACAGUUUAAGUUUCUGCAAUGUUUUUUACUGGUUGAUAUUAAAUGAUGAUUAUUAGGUUCUGAAAACAGAAUAAACUAAUGAAUGGAGUGUAGCCAUGAGGUGCCCCUUUCUUGGCUGAGCGAGUGAUCCUGGGCUAAAUCUUCCUUACUGUAGAAAAGAUGCUGUCUGCUACUUAGUGCUGUUUUAUAAAUCUUGGAUGACCAACUCCCCCAAAUGUAAGGUCAUUAAUAUUUCGAUGAAAUCCCUUAUACUUGAGAUAUACAGUUGUAGUUCUUUCCUUGGCUUGUGUGAAGAUGCUGCUACUUGGGCUUAUUUCCCAAAAGUGUGCUGAUGCGUGCCUUGUCCAGGGAUGGCACUGUUCAUGAUCUGCGUAAUGAAAUGUGUGAGACUCGAGGAAAUCCGUCUACACGGAUGUGGGCUUUUGAGAGAUCACUCUUCCUAACACAUGCUAAAUAACCUUGUCAUGCCAAAAGGAAGUAAAUAGAAAUUGGUAGCAUUGGACAUCCCAACGGACAAGAAAUAUUUUUAAUGUGGCAUAAAACUUGGUUGGCCUUCUAAAUCCCAUACUAACUUUCUCAUACCCCUUGGCCUCCUGUCUCAGCCUGCCCAUAGUGUUUGCCACCUUAUCUUUGUCACUCACAAACAUUGCCUUGGGACACACAGGAGUGAACCAAUUGGGUACUGAGUGAUUUAGCUGGAAACUUUACCCUCAAUUACGAAUGAUACUGAACAGCUCUUUACUGCCCCAAGAGACCCGCUAUUUCUUUAGCCUCUGGAUUUACCAACUUCCUACUAGAAAUAGUGACACUAAUAGCACAAUAUCUCUGGACUUGCCCUCACCCAGAAUAAUAUAUUACAAACUGCUAUUGAUUUUUUUAAAAGCAAAAUGCUAUUGAUUUUCUUAGACAUUGUAAAAAUAUCCUAAGAUAACACUUACCUGCAGUAGAUAUGGCAGUCUCGUGUCUUCUCUAACAAAACUUAUUCUUAAGACUUUUCAGACUCAUUUCCAAGCCAAAUAGUUUAGAUUAAGUAUUCCCUGGGAAUUCCCCCCCCCCUCCGGGAAUUCAAGCCCACGGUCCAUUGUGGCAGCCUUGUCAAUAAUUAGAGGCAUUUUCUAUGUCAUUCCUUCUCAACUCCUUCAUAGAAUUCACUUUCUGUUCUGGUCUCCUGGCCAUCCUCCACCAUCUGGGUGAUUACUGUUUAUCACAGGGUGCGGUAGAGCUUACAGUGGAAGACACGCACAUUCAGCGGUGGUCAUGGUGGUUAUUGCUUCUCCUGUUUCCAGGUCCAUUAUUCUGCCCCUCACCUCCACCAGGUCAUUAGAACUGUACUUGAUUGGAGCCCAGGAUUUGGGACCAAUACUUAAUUCAAAUAGCAGGAGCUUGCUCACAAGCUUUAAGCUCAACCAGAAGCACAGCACUUUGAAAGUUACACAGGCCUUUGGUAGCUUUGUACAUUUGCAAAUUUACAUGUGUUAUUAGUUUAUAACACUAAUAACAGUUUAGUCAUGAAUCUAUAGUAUCAAUAUGGUGAAUCUUAGAAAUAUUUUACAAGCAGCAGUACCUUGCUGCUAUUACGCUUACUAAUUUACACCCCGGUGUUAAUAGUAAGCAUUAAAUACAGAUUGUGUAUGCAUUACUUGUAUUGUGUAUAUGCCAACUGUAAUACUUAACCUCACUAAACAGCAACUAGAAAAUACAGAAAUUGUUUUAGUGCAAAUAAGUCUUGGUCAAUACAGAUGAUAUGUGAAUCUGCUAAGUGCUCUAAUAGGUAUUAUAUUUUGCCCUCUAUUGCUUGUUUCACACUACAGUGCAUGUUGUUUGCUAAGAAAAGAAAAAAACAAUAAGUUACACUAAUUUAAGAUUAGGAUUACAAGUUUGCAUAUAUGCUGCUUGAUACUCUGAAAGGUAUUUUGUGGCUCAGUUAUUUUAUCUAUACACAUUUCACUUGGCUCUUCCCCACCCAGCAUAUACCUGUUCAAAUAGCUUUCUCUUUCUUUUUUGUAACCUUGAUUAAACCGCUUAAUUAAACUUAGAACAUUGUCAAGCCAGAAUACCUCAUUUUAACUGUGAAAAAACAUUUUAAGAGAUAUGAUGACAUGAUAUGUUUUCUUGUAUUUGAUUUAAGCCACCUGAAUAGAAUUAAACCUAAAUAAAUGGUAAA
This is a messenger RNA of Tupaia belangeri chinensis (Chinese tree shrew), 7539 nucleotides long. RefSeq names its product phosphatidylinositol specific phospholipase C X domain containing 2 (gene PLCXD2). The transcript has 4 exons. Lineage: Eukaryota; Metazoa; Chordata; Mammalia; Scandentia; Tupaiidae. Gene Ontology annotation, biological process: lipid metabolic process. Gene Ontology annotation, molecular function: phosphoric diester hydrolase activity. The coding region runs from base 541 to 1566 and encodes 341 amino acids. The record is from RefSeq and is a predicted model, not a curated record.